Molecule: messenger RNA, 1572 nt
Organism: Penicillium alfredii
Lineage: Eukaryota; Fungi; Ascomycota; Eurotiomycetes; Eurotiales; Aspergillaceae
Product: cytochrome P450
Exons: 2
Coding region: 1-1572 (523 amino acids)
Molecular function (GO): oxidoreductase activity, acting on paired donors, with incorporation or reduction of molecular oxygen, reduced flavin or flavoprotein as one donor, and incorporation of one atom of oxygen; heme binding; iron ion binding
Source: RefSeq, a predicted model, not a curated record
AUGACGGUCUCCUUCAUCUUGGGUUUCGCUGUCGCGGCCGUCGUGCUGCAUUUCGUCCGUGUGCUGGUCACCUCCUGGAUCCAUGCUCGCAAGGCUCGCGAAUUGGGCUGUGGCAGCCUGCCUCUAUUUCCAUGCAAGGAUCCCUUCGGCGUCGAUAACCUGAAGGAGACGCUCGCCGCCGUCGGGGAGAAACGUCUCCCUGAACUGGGAGAAAGACGUUUGCGGGUCAUCAGCGACCAGGAGAACCGUUACGUCACAACAUAUCGCAUCCGUAAUCUAGGCCGCAUGCACAUCUUCACCGUCGACCCUAAAAACAUCCAAGCGGUGCUGGCCACUCAAUUCAAGGAAUUUGAGCUGGGCGAGGCCCGUCGCCGCAGCAUCCAUCCCCUGCUGGGCACUGGAAUCUUCACCGCCGACGGAGAGGAAUGGUCGCGGUCGCGAUCCUUGCUGCGACCCCAGUUUACCCGUGAACAAAUCAGUCAGUUGGAUCUGGAGGAACAACAUGUCCAAAAGGCCAUGCAUGCGCUCCCCGCCGGCGCCAAUGGGUGGACCGACGCGACCGACAUCCAAACCAUCUUCUUCCGGCUGACGAUCGACUCGGCGACCGAGUUUCUCUUUGGCGAAAGUGUCGAGAGCCAGCUGGGCGCGCUGAACGGCCUGAACCGACCGGAGGACUCGUUCGCCAGCUACUUCGACCGAUCGCAGGCGGUGGCAGCACAGCGGACGCGGCUGGAGAAACUGGCAUUCCUCGCCGAAAACAAGGAAACCCGACACAUGACCAAGCAAGUACAUGCGUUUGUGGACAAGUUCGUCGACAAGGCGCUGCGCACAGCCGAGACCGAGAAGAAGCUCCCCGACGAGGAGAAAACCUCGCAGUACGUGUUCCUGGACGCGCUGGUCGCCGUCACGCGUGACCCGAUCGAGCUGCGCUCGCAAUCCCUCAACAUCCUGCUGGCGGGCCGCGACACCACAGCGUCGCUGCUCAGCUGGACUGUCCUGCUGCUCGCCCGCCACCCGGAAGUGUUCCGCAAGCUGCGCGAGACGAUCGUCGACACCUUUGGCUCGUACUCGUCCCCCCAGAAUCUGUCCUUCGCCGCGCUCAAGGCCUGCCAGUACCUGCAGUACUGCAUGAACGAGUCGCUGCGCCUGUACCCGGUCGUCCCAUUCAACCGCCGCAUCGCCACCCGCGACACCACCCUGCCGCGCGGUGGCGGGCCCGACGGCCAAUCGCCCAUCUACCUGCCCAAGGGCCAGUCCGUCCUCUACAGCACGCAUGUCAUGCACCGCCGCAAGGACAUCUGGGGGGCCGACGUCGAGGAGUUCAAGCCCGAGCGCUGGGCCACCCGCAAGGUGGGCUGGGAGUACCUGCCGUUCAAUGGCGGACCGCGCAUCUGCAUCGGCCAGCAGUUUGCUCUCACCGAGGCUGGCUAUGUGCUCGCCCGUCUGCUGCAGCGCUUUGACCAGAUCGAGGAUGUCCAUCCCGAUCGUGAGAUCCGCUGGAACUUGAGCUUGACCAGCGCCCCUGCGGAUCUGGUUACCGUCCGCAUGCACCAGGCUGAGGAUGCCAACUAA